UUAUGAUAACGGUCGAUAUCUGAACAGUAGUUCGAUUCGAAAAUCGAAAAGUGUAAAAGAGAUAAGGAAACAUUUUAUCAUUUGAUAGCGCCGUCAGUGGCGAUAAGUUGUAAAUUUUGAAAUUAAUGCUCAUUGAACGCUCAAUUGUUAUUUACGAAUGUGAUUGUUAUAAAAAUAAUUACUUUAAUUCCGAUAUUUAUGUGCGCAUUUAGCUUAUUUAAGGACUUGAAUUUAAAUAAUUUAAUUGACACAUUCGAUCGUAAAUAAUUGCAAACGUUUAAAAAAUAUGUAUGUAAACAGUGACUUUAAAAUUGAAUUGCUUUAGGUCAUUCAUUACUUGCUUUACAAUAUGUAAACAAAUUAAAAUAUUUAUUAACUACCGCAUACGAAAGUUCAAAGCAAAAAACGUCCGGUUCGCUUAAGUCCGGUUUGCUUAUUAAGACAGGCUGAGUGCAUUUAUUUUGGAAAUACAUAAUACAUAUAUUAUAUUGUAAUAAUAAUUUUUAUAAAGGCGCUAAUAAAUCCGUGAUAUCUCUUUCGCUGUACGUAUCGAUUUCGAAUGUAAGAACGGGAAAUGCGAGAAAAACAUAACAUUUUGAUAAAGCCUACAAAACCUCCUUUUAGUAUUGCAUAUGUCAUCUUGCUUUCCUGCUUGCUGAUUCAUUAUGGAGCAGCUCAAAGUUCGACUAGUCCCGACGAGCAACUAAAUGAUGACAUACAAAUUAUUUGGACACCAACCGAAAACUCCAUUAAUUUUACAGUUGCAGAUCCAGAUAAUUACGAAAUUCAGUCGGUUUCAUGCAGAAGUCAAAAAAAUUUAGACGGUGAGAAUGAACAUAUUUGCGAAAAUCUUAGUCCCUGCUUAACAUACUUUGCAACAUUAUAUGUGAAGAAUUUAUCUGAUUCUAGCCAACCAUAUAUUGAAAAAGUAGUACAAGCUCAAACAAAUUAUGCUGAGCCAAUAGUCGUUCUCGAACCUGUAAAAACUGGAACUGAAGAGCUUAAUCUAACGUGGCAGGUUGUUCACAUGACAUGUGUAUCAAAUUUUCAAAUUGAUGUUAAAUCUGUUGAAAAGGAUUACAAAUGGACUGUAGUUGUGAAUGAUAAAACGUUUUUACAUGUUGAUGAACUGGAGCCAUGUGAACAGUAUAAUAUACAACUUAAAACUUAUGAUGUUAAUAAAAUAUUAGUGUCGAACCAAAGCUCAACGAGCUGGACGGAUUAUGCUGAACCGGGUGAAGUCAAUGUAACUUUAUCUCCACAUGGAAAAGACAUGAAAGCAACAUGGGAUCUACCGUCUUAUAAAACUUGCAUUACCUCCUAUACAUUCAAAUGGUCAAAAUUAGAUUGUGAAGCAAUUGAUGGUGGCCUAUCUUUAAAAGAAUUAGAAAAUAUGUUUUUUGAUAGUCUUGAAGGAUCUGGUGACAGUUCUGUGACUGAAAUGCCAACUACAACGGUAACUACAACAGAUGAACACUGUGAAUGGUCGUCCACUUUAAAUGAUGAAAAUGCAAAAGAGUUUAUUAUAAAAAAUUUGGAAGGUUGUGAAAAUUAUGAAUUUGCAAUUUACAUCAACUCGAAUUCAACACCGAAAUCUGAAAAAGAAAUAUUUACUUCGCCACAACAAGUACCAGGCGUCGUUACAUUUCAAUUACCUGUAAUAACCUCCACUAACAUCUCGAUUUAUUGGAAUCCACCAACAGAGAACUUAAAAUGUGUUCAAUUUUAUAACAUAUCUGCAACAGGGCCACUUCAAAGACCUGAAGAGGAUGUACGAACAUAUGAAAGUGUAACGACCGAUACAAGUAUGCAUUUUGACAAUCUUGAUCCAUGUGGCCACUAUAAUUAUUCGGUAACUGCAAUUGCAUUGGAUGGCACCUCUGGGAUAACAGCCAAUUCGUCAUUCGAUACACUUGAAGAGAAACCCAGUGCUGUUCGUGUAAAUGACUUUAUAUCGGCGCCAUACUCUUUGGAAAUUUCGUGGCAACAACCACUUUUUGCAGACCUGUGUUUAAAUGGUUAUCGCCUCUCUCUUUGGAAGCUUAAGAGUACACUUUCCGAAAUAGAUUUAGUAACUAAUGACACUUUUGUGCGAUUUGAAAAACUUAAUUCCUGCCAAGCAUACACCAUACAAAUAAUACCAACAACAAAAACGAUGGAUGGUGAGUUGACCCAAAUUGAAGCUGAAACAUCCGCAAUUGUUGCUCAGUCUAUAGUAUUUGAAAAACUUGCCGUGUAUCCAAAUGGUAUUGAACUUAAUGCACGUGAUCAAGAUACAAACAACAAUUGUGACAAUCUAUUCGCACAUUUUCGGUGUGAUCUCGCUGAUAGUACAUUGGUUGAUGUACCAUAUAAGACAUCUGAGCAGUACAUAGAAAAGGUUGGAGGUAUUACUUUCACAGCUUUUCUAUCACCCCUUUCUCCGAACACUAAAUAUAAAUGUAACUGCAAAAUUUUCAACGUUGCCGGUUGGUCUGCUGUGAAGGAUAUAGUGGAUACUUUAGGACCAUAUUAUCCCGACACUCCACUAAAUGUAGGGCUAAAAACUAAAACUAAUUCGUCAAUUCAUUUUAGUUGGGAGACGCCAAAGUUUUCCAAUGGAAACAUAAAACUAUAUAUUACUCAUUUUCAACGUGUGGAGGCUGCAUAUUUUGUGCCAUCUGAAUGUAGUACUAUUUUAAUGGAAUCUAUUAAAACAGAAACCUCAAGUUUGGAAUUGACAUUUCCUAAUUUGACACCAUAUACGCGAUAUAGUAUUCAAAUUGCAGCACAAAAUGAGUAUGGAAUUGGUGAAUACACAAGGCCAUUUAUGGGUAUUACAGAACCUUGGGUUUCAGAAAAAGUACAGAAUUUGAAUAUGGAAACGGAAGGCCCAUAUGCAUCACAAGAGGAGUAUCGUGCUAACGUACUCAUUACUUGGAUGUUACCAUGCAAAUCAAAUGGUGAGAUUAGUUACUUCUUAGUAAAAUUUGUUGGAGUGCGUGAAAAUUAUGGGACCGAAAGUUUUACACGCCAUAUAAAACCUGAAUACAAUAGACAUGGUAAAAUGGUUCACAAUGAAACAGAUUUAAAGCCCCAAUAUCAGUACAAAGUUUCUGUUGAAGUCCAAACAAAGGAUGUUGACAGAUUAAGCGAUGAAGAAUGGGGAUAUUUUGAUGCUCCAGCUGGAAUUCCAAAGAAACUCAGUUCUGACGAAGUAAGUCUAACGCAAGUGAGUGCAUAUGAAGCAGAUAAUCCAACAAUUUCCGCAAAGGUCCGUUUUCCCAAAGAUAUAUUAGAAUCAGAAUCUGGAUCCGUGUUGUAUGUAGCACUAUUAAUAUCAGAAAAGAGUUGUAAUCCGGAGCCGCAAUUAGUGUACGCUGCAAUGGAUUCCAGAAAUAUUUGGCCUAACAGCUUAAAUUGGGUAGAGGUUUACGAAGAGAGCAAUGCGUGCAUAUCGCAGUAUCAAACUACACCACUACGAUGGGAUCCAUUAGAUCAAAAAACGAAUGAAUUCAAAAGUAGUAUUAGUGGAAGCCGGGAAUUGGAUGAUGAUGACUUUAUAACAUAUACAAUUGGAUCCGAUAAGUGUAAAGGAUCCAUGGAACGCUAUUGCAAUGGACCCCUUAGAGCUGAUACUGAGUACUAUUUAGUUAUUCGACUUUUCACGAAGUCCGGUUAUAGUGAUGCAGUCAUGCUUGAAUUUAAAACAGAUUCAUUAAUACAAUUAACUAUAAUUUUGUCGAGUGUUAUUUCUUGUUUGCUUUUUGCUUUUAUUGCGGGGUUAAUAUAUCUUUGGGUAACAAAAAGGAUUGCUUGGCACAGAGAAUCAUGUCAUGGGUUAGAAGAUUUGUUUGGUGACAUUGUGACUAAAAACUUUGCCAUUUACUACCGUGAUGUUGCAAAACCGGAAAAACUGUUACGAGAAUUCAAGGAAUUAACAAUGGUCGCAAUGGAUUUAAGUUAUUCCGCUUCUGAACUCGGUUGCAACAAAAAUCGAUAUGCAGAUAUAUUUCCUUAUGAUAAAAAUCGUGUAAUUUUGGACAUUGAUGCAGAAGGUUCCGAUUACAUUAAUGCAUCUUUUAUAGAUGGUUAUAGACGAAAAAAGGAAUACAUUGCUACACAAGGUCCGAAGUUGGAGAGUACUUUAGAUUUUUGGCGUAUGGUUUUGCAACAUAACGUUCGUGUCAUUGUUAUGGUAACACAAUUUCGGGAAGCAGAUGUGGUUAAAUGUCACGAAUACUUUCCUUAUAAAUCAAAAGGUAUUAAUGUUUCUAUAAAGAAGAAAGAGACAUUUGAGUUGUACGAUCGAACAGAGAUAUACGUUUCACACUAUCAGUAUGACUUGAAACAAAAAGUAGUUCAUUUUUAUUUUAAAAAAUGGCCAGACCAUGGCGUUCCAUCAGAUCCCAAUCAGUUGAUCACAUUUGCUAAAAAAGUUAAGAGUGAAAAAGUACCUAGCUACUCACCAAUUGUUGUACAUUGCAGCGCCGGAGUUGGGAGAACAGGAACUUUUAUUGGUCUUGAUAUCAUCAUGCAGAGAAUUAAAAGUGAAUCGAAAAUAAAUGUUUAUGAAACCGUUAAAAAAUUGCGUUUCCAGCGUAUGAAAAUGGUGCAAACCCAAGCGCAAUAUAAUUUUCUUUAUAUUUGCGCUUACGAGUUGGUGAAACAUAAAGCAGCUAGACAUAACUUACAAUACCAAAAUAAAGUUAAUGGAAAAAAAGUGAGCUUUGAAGAUGACAAUAUUAUAAAUGAACGUGACAAGGCAUCUAACAGUCAAAGUAAUCAUGAUAUCGGUUUAGUGUCAGAAAAAUUACCAACCAGUAGUAAUAGACCAAUGAAAAGUUACAACACAGAAACUUCUACAUAUAAUAGCCCUUCUCUUAAGUUAAAGAAUAAUGGUUUCCAACCCAAUUAUCAAAGAUAUAAAGAAUAUGAUCAAGAUAUAUCAAGCGAUAUUCUUAAAGAAAAUACUUCAGAGAGUGUAAUGUAAUGAUGACGAUGAUGUAUUAUAUCCUCUAAAAGAUAUAUGCAUGGGUACAUAUAAAAUAUUGUAUUUAAAAAUAAAUAAUACGUACGCAAUUAAAA
Molecule: messenger RNA, 5067 nt
Organism: Teleopsis dalmanni
Lineage: Eukaryota; Metazoa; Arthropoda; Insecta; Diptera; Diopsidae
Gene: Ptp52F
Product: phosphatidylinositol phosphatase PTPRQ
Exons: 19
Coding region: 575-4972 (1465 amino acids)
Biological process (GO): protein dephosphorylation
Molecular function (GO): protein binding; protein tyrosine phosphatase activity
Source: RefSeq, a predicted model, not a curated record